GCCCGCCCAUUUAGAAUCUUUCAUUACUCUGAAAAAGAGAAAGUAACAAUGCUUCAGCUGGAGAUCAAUGGAUCCACAUGAAUGGAACCUUUAAAUAUAUAAAUCAAUAGCUGCAGGACAAGAGCCAAAUGCCGGAAGGGCACACUAAUUUCUGCAAAAUUGGUAUCUUAUGUUCUACUUGAAUUGGCAGAUUUCAGCUUCCUCAUGCCUCCUUCUCCUUUAGACGACAGGGUUAUUGUAGCACUUGCAAGACCAGUAAGACCCCAGGAUCUGAAUCUUUGUUUAGGUUCUGCCUAUCUUGAUCCCACCUCUUUGGACAACUGUAAAUCUCUCCUCAGCACAAGUGUAGUGUGUCUAAACUCUGCUAAUCUGACGUAUAUGCCCUCAUCUACUGGAUCUGCACGCUCUCUGGGUUGUGGAUGCAGCAGCGCAAGUUGCUGCACUUUGGCAGCGUACGAAAAAGACAGUCAAACCCAAAGUCAGGCAAUAAGCAGUACUACAAUUUCCAGCACUAUUGCAGGAGGUUCAACCACUUACCCACCAAACCAAAUGGUCAAUAAUAAUGAAAAUUCUGGCACUCUGAGUCCAUCUGGUGGUGUGGGAAGCCCAGUUUCAGGUGCUUCAAAGCAGUUUGCCAAUGUAAAAAUCAUUUAUCCUAAUGAUUUGGCCAAGAAGAUAGCAAAAUGUAGCAAAACACACUUACUGAACCAAGGGCCUGUAAUCAUUGACUGCAGACCCUUUAUGGAGUAUAACAAAAGUCACAUUCAAGGAGCUGUUCAUAUUAAUUGUUCAGAUAAAAUCAGCAGGCGAAGGCUUCAACAGGGCAAGAUAACUGUUUUGGAUUUGAUAUCCUGCAGAGAAGGCAAGGACACUUUCAAGAGGAUCUUUUCCAAAGAGAUAAUAGUUUAUGAUGAUAAUACCAAUGAACCCAGCCGAGUAAUGCCUUCCCAACCACUCCACACUGUCUUAGAGUCCCUGAAAAGAGAAGGAAAAGAGCCCAUGGUUUUGAAAGGUGGGCUCAGCAGUUUUAAGCAGAACCAUGAAAACCUCUGCGAUAACUCCCUUCAACUUCAGGACUGUUCAGAUGGAGGUGGAGCUUCAAUGGUGCAAAUUUCACUACCUCAGUCCUUCCCCAUGACUCCAGAUAUUGAGAAUGCAGAGUUGACCCCUAUUUUACCCUUGCUCUUCCUUGGAAAUGAAAAUGAUGCCCAAAAUUUGGAAAAAAUGCAAAGGAUGAACAUAGGCUUUAUAGUCAAUGUCACAACGCACCUCCCUCUUUAUCAUUAUGAGAAAGGAAUCUUUAAUUACAAACGAUUACCAGCAACAGACAGCAAUAAACAGAAUCUCAGGCAAUACUUUGAAGAAGCAUUUGAGUUUAUAGAGGAAGCUCAUCAGUGCGGAAAAGGGCUUCUUAUUCAUUGCCAGGCAGGAGUUUCCCGCUCUGCCACCAUUGUGAUUGCUUACCUGAUGAAGCACACAAGAAUGACAAUGACCGAUGCCUAUAAGUUUGUCAAAGGAAAACGACCAAUUAUUUCUCCCAACCUGAACUUUAUGGGGCAGUUGUUGGAGUUUGAAGAAGACUUAAAUAAUGGAAUUACCCCACGAAUUCUAACACCAAAACUAAUUGGAGUGGAAACUGUGGUGUAGGCAAAAUUCUUUGCAAUAGUUAUCAGCACUUCUUCAGAAAACAUGAAAUCCUAUAUUUAUAUUGGAUAUAAUAAAACUGUAUAUGAAACAAGAAAAACAAACCAUUUUUUACAUUAAAUAUGGUUGAGUUUGUUGGAUGUCUUCCUGAUGUUUUCAUAGAGAGAAUUUCAAGUCUAAAAGUUCUUGGAAGAAAAAAAAAAGAGCUAUUAGUAUACUAUAAAUCCCACAAUGCAUAGUCUGUGCAGGUUCACAGGCUGAGAGAGGUACCUAUAAGAUAUGUCCGAACUUGGAAGACCGUGACUCCAAAUAUAUUGACUCAAGUGUAAUGAACAAUAAAAUAAGAUUUGCCAUUAACACAAAAUGACAAAGCUAAUGGUAAAAACAUCUAAACUGUUAAUUAUGGGUGUGUUAUGUUAAAUUUUUGUUAUUGGGUUGAUAAUAUUUCGUCAACAAAGAAUUUGACCAUCACAAGCCCGCAGUGGCUUUUUGUGCAAUAAUUUCAUUUUGAGUGUGAGAUUUGUUAGUUGAUUGAAUGGUGAUCUGUGCCAGCACUAAAAAUGAAGGCAUAAACAAAAGCAAUUACUUUUUCUUUUUCAUUUGAUUCAUGUUAUGGUGCCAUAAAUCUUGUUAAAUAUGUAUAUCAGAAUGUAAAAAAAAAAUAAGAGGUUUUAUUUUAACUAUUUUUUGCAUAAAAUAUAGGAGUGUUUCUGUUGUCUAAGUAGAAUGUCCAUUUGACUAUAAAACUGAUAAAAAAAAAGUUUUUUGAAAA
Bombina bombina (fire-bellied toad) is the source of this 2416-nucleotide messenger RNA. RefSeq names its product dual specificity phosphatase 10 (gene DUSP10). Gene Ontology annotation, molecular function: protein tyrosine/threonine phosphatase activity; MAP kinase tyrosine/serine/threonine phosphatase activity. The record is from RefSeq and is a predicted model, not a curated record. Gene Ontology annotation, biological process: protein dephosphorylation; negative regulation of JUN kinase activity. Lineage: Eukaryota; Metazoa; Chordata; Amphibia; Anura; Bombinatoridae. Gene Ontology annotation, cellular component: cytoplasm; cytosol. The transcript is spliced from 4 exons. Bases 205 to 1647 code for a protein of 480 amino acids.